CGGAAAAUUGUCUGAAUCCUCCUUUGGCCACGACUGCCGACACAAGCAAGAAAACAAAGUAAAUACCGGAGACUCUGGAGGAAUAACGGGCGCUUAAAACGGAGGUAGACCGGACAAGAGCUAAAAAGCCGGGUCAACAUAAACGAUGGGGGACGCUUGGGGAUCUUGGUGACCCUGUAACCUUUCUGCUGGACAGGUAAACCGCUUUAACAAAGUAAGACAAGUGUCUGUAACAGAAGUGUUUCUUGUCAAACGGACCUGCUGUAGCGUGUUGUAGCGCCAUCGCUAAACUGUCCUCCCUCGGGUCCUGGACUAUGUCACUUUAUCCUCGUUGUAGAAGUCCUGCAAACAUUGUGUUUGCUGGUAGUCUGUUGGCAUCUACAGUAGCACCAAUGCUUUUGACUUUCACCUUGACUGGGCCCCAUUUGUAAUGAUCUGAAGUAUUUAUCUGCAUUAUAUCUGAAUUUAACUGGAACGAUACGAGCGAGCAGGAGCGUCUGUUUGUGGGCGGGGCUUGAGAGAGAGACAGAGAGAGAGAGAGAGAAAGAGAGAGAGAGAGACAGAGAGAGAGAGAGAGAGAGACAGAGAGAGAGAGAGAGAGAGAGAGUUUCUCUGUGUUGUCUCUUUAACUCUGUGGCUCUAAAACAGUUGAAGUGUGUUUCUGCUCGAUGAGGUUUCUAUGAGGUGAAUAAAUGUUGGUUCAGUUGAUCUUCAGGACGGCUGCAGCUUUAAGAACUUCUGCUUGUUGGAGUUUGAGAGUCUAAAGUUCACAGAGACGCUCCUCCUCCUGGAUUGUAGACAAACUGGAUCCCCCUCCCUCGUCUCUCACAGCUCACUCCACUCUGCACUCUCACUUCCUUGUUCCCUCCCCUUCCUUCCUCCCUCCCCUUCAGAUCUACAGUCUUGGUUGGGUGUAACCUCCGUGUGCUGAGGUCAUAUCCUGCUGACUCACUCAUGUUGUUGAGAUCAGAGCUCAGACUAGUUUCACUUCUCAGGAAAUAAAACUCAGUCAGUCGUCGUCGACAGCGAGUGUUGAAAUGGCGCAGAAAGGAGUUCAUCUGGACCGUGAGUCUUUCUCUUGUUCCAUCUGUUUGGAUCUUCUGAAGGAUCCGGUGACUGUCACCUGUGGACACAGCUUCUGCAUGAGCUGUAUUCAAUCCUACUGGGAUACUGAGGAUGAGAAGAAGAUCUACAGCUGUCCUCAGUGUAGAGAGACCUUCAUACCGAGGCCUGUCCUGAAGAAAAACACCAUGUUAGCAGGUUUAGUGGAGGAAGUGAAGAAGAGCGGACUCCAAGCUGCUCCUGAUGGUUCCUCUGAGGCUGGACCUGAAGAUGUGGCCUGUGACGUCUGCAGUGGGAGAAAACUGAAAGCUGUCAAGUCCUGUCUUCAAUGUCUGGUUUCUUACUGUCAGAUUCACCUCCAGCCUCAUUUUGAAGUUACUCCAUUAAAGAAACACAAGCUGGUGGAGCCCUCCAAGAAGCUCCAGGAGAACAUCUGCUCUCGUCAUGAUGAGGUGAUGAAGAUCUUCUGCCGCACUGAUCAGAAGUCCAUCUGUUCUCUCUGCUCUGUGGACCAACACAAAGGUCACGACACAGUCUCAGCUGCAGCAGAAAGGACUGAGAGGCAGAAAGAUCUGGAGGAGAGUCGAGGAAACAUCCAGCAGAGAAUCCAGGACAGAGAAGAAGAUGUGAAGCUGCUCCAACAGGAGGUGGAGGCUAUCAACGGCUCUGCUGAUAAAGCUGUGGAGCACAGCCAGGAGAUCUUCCGCCAGCUGAUCCGUCUGAUGGAGAAACGCCGCUCUGAGGUGGAGCAGCAGGUCAGAUCCCAGCAGGAACGUGAAGUUAGUCGAGUCAAAGACCUUCAGGAGAAACUGGAGCAGGAGAUCACUGAGCUGAAGAGGAAAGACGCUGAUCUGCAGAAGCUCUCACUCACAGAGGACCACAACCAGUUUCUGCACAGCUACCCCUCACUGUCAGAACCGGGUCAACCUGCAGACUCAUCCAGAAUCAACAUCCGUCCUCUGAGAUACUUUGAGGAGGUGACAGCAGCUGUGUCAGAGCUCAGAGAGAAACUCCAGGAUCUUCUGACAGAGACGUGGACAAACGUCUCACAGGCCGUGACUGAAGUGGAUGUUUUACUGUCAGAACCACCAGAACCAGCAGAACCCAAGACCAGAGCUGGUUUCUUAAGAUAUUCACAAAGAAUCACACUGGAUCCAAACACAGUAAACAGAGAGCUGUUAUUAUCUGAUGGAAACAGAAGAGCAACAAGGACAGAAGAAGAACAGUCUUAUCCUGAUCAUCCAGACAGAUUCACUGAUUAUAAUUUUCAGGUCCUGAGUAGAGAGAGUCUGACUGGACGUUGUUACUGGGAGGUGGACUGGAGAGGGGGCGGGGUUGAUGUAGCAGUCGCAUACAAGACUAUCAGGAGAGACGGAGACUCAAAGGAUUGUAUAUUUGGAUUCAAUGACAAAUCUUGGAUGUUAGUCUGUUCUAAAGACAGUUAUAGAUUUGUUCACAACAAAGUCUUCACUGAUGUCUCAGGUCCUCCGUCCUCCAGAGUAGGAGUGUACCUGGAUCACAGAGCAGGUAUUCUGUCCUUCUACAGCGUCUCUGAAACCAUGACUCUCCUCCACAGAGUCCAGACCACAUUCACUGAACCUCUACAUGCUGGACUGUGGUUAGGCUGGUCUGAUGGAGACUCUGCUGAGUUUAUAGAAGUGAACUGAAGAGAAUUUUGAGUCCAUCAGACCAAAAUCAUGGACUGAGAUCCUUGAACUCUUGAAAUGUUCUGGUUUGUAAAUGUUUGUGGAUCAGUCUCACCAAAAACUCUGGGUUUAGUUCUUCAUUUCAGCUUUUUGAUUCUUUUCUAAAGAUGCUGAUUUGGUCGCAGCUUUAAGGACAGUGAUUGUGGAGAACUUUGAUUGUUUGUAUUUCUCAUGUUGAAAAAUCUUCAUCCAGUUUGAUAUCAACAACAUCAAGAUGAUGGUUUGUUCAAAUCACCUUCAGUUGGUGCAGAUGUUGAAGGUCUGAGACUUUAGAAAAAAGUGAGGUCAAAAUCACAGAAAAAGGACGACCUUAUUUCCUGUCCCAAAUCCAAGCGUCUAAAGUCUUUCCAGUCGUCCCCAAAAACUCUUCAGAUGAUCUGUUUCUUUCUCUGUUUGCUGAAUAUUUGUGUUCAUGUGAUCGAUGGAUAUUUCUGUCUGCUUCUGUUGGAUCAGUGUGUUUGUAAAGACAUCUAGAAUCAGACUUUGGACAGAUCUACAUGUUGUUAUGAGCUUUUCAAUCACUCUAAUAAUAAUAAUCACAUUUAUUAGUCCGACUGUUUGGAUGUUUCUGACUCAGCUCAGAUUGUGGUCAAGUCUCUGAUUGUGGGUAAAAAAAUCAUAAAAAUCCUCAAACUGAGUCACUGAAAUCACCUCGUCUGUUUGUCUUUAUUGUGUCUGUUUCUGCUGGAUGUCAUGUUACCGCUCCGUCUGGGUCAUGGAUCCAUGUGGUCUUACAUGUCCCAGAUGUGAGUCCUGCAGCUGGAUCAGGUUUUCUGUAGAGGACAAAGACAGGAGGCAGGUUGUGUGUCUUUUUGAUUUGAUGUAACCAGACUAGUCCUGUUGAGAUCAUCAAUCUCUUUUUCAGGGGGGGUCCUGACCAAGAAUGGCAGCAAAAAACAAACACACUCAGACUCACACAGAUCCACAUCAGCAACAAGAACUCAGAGUUCAUAUGAGAGAGUCCAGCUGAUCUCUAGUCUGAGGAAAGAAGUCUGGUCCACAAGAAGAAAACCGACUUAAAGGUGAAGUAGACAGGAAUCUGUUAAAGAAGCAUCUUUAUGUUUUGUGGUUUUUAUAC
Messenger RNA from Xyrichtys novacula (pearly razorfish), 3846 nucleotides. Lineage: Eukaryota; Metazoa; Chordata; Actinopteri; Labriformes; Labridae. The record is from the annotation of a GenBank genome assembly.